UAUAAAACAAGGGUUGGACUGUUGUAGGGAGAGAGUUGAGAGGAGGACAAACGCUGGGCUACAGAUGUUUGUUCAUGUGGACUAAAGCAACAGGAUACAAUAGACAUGUGUUUCUUACAGUGUGGGGAUUGUUUGCUGAGGAUUGUUUGCUGAGGAUUGUUUGCUGAGGAUUGUUUGCGGAGGAUUGUUUGCUGAGGAUUGUUUGCUGAGGAUUGUUUGCUGAGGAUUGUUUGCUGAGGAUUGUUUGCUGAGGAUUGUUUGCUGGGGUUUCUGAAACAGGCAUCUAGAGGAUACAACACACAAUGUGGCGACCAGCGAACAGAAACAACUGGGAUGACAACUGACAAGACAGGCUCAAGUCGGGCGUGUUGAGGUCAUCGUCUGGCGUCACGUGACUGGUUCUUUCAAUCAAAGAUUGGAUACAUUUGACUGGCCAUACAGCUUGUGCUGGACGGUGGUCAGUAGAGGACCAUGAACAGCUCGGCGCUGGUGGACGAGUCCAGCAGCAACGCCACCUGUGACGGCAUCGACUGCUACCCGGACAUCGUCUUUGAGAUGGCCACGGUGUUGACCGUCGUGCUGGCCGUGUUCGGGGCGUUCGGCAACAUCCUGACCGUGCUAGCUAUCCUGACCAGUCGGCUCAGGAACAACAUCAACAGUAUCCUCAUCUGCAACCUCAGCGUGUCGGACCUGGCCUACUGCUCGGUGGUGCUGCCCCUACAGGCCCUGACUUUCUACAGCAAGUCCUGGCCACUCUCGCCCAUCCUGUGUCAACUGCAUGCGGCCCUCAGGAUCUGGAUGAUUGGCGUCAACAUGAUGCUGCUCAGUACCAUCGCUCUCUACAGGUUCCUGCACGUGGUCCACCCACAGAGCCACACCCGCUACACCCAGACCUCGUGGUUUGUCGGCGCCUGCAGCCUGUGCUGGGCCCUGCCCUUCAUCUUCGUGUUGACGCCCCUGGUGGACUGGUGGGGCUCCUUCUGCUUCCAGGAGCGUAUCCUCCAGUGCACGUUUAGCGCCUCCAGCAGUAAGUCGCACAAGAUCGCCACCAUCACGGCCGGCUACGUCGUGCCCUGCGUCUUCAUCUGUGUCUGCUACGCCCGCAUCGGCUGGGUCGUGUGCACGACACGGCGACGCGCCUCCCGGGGCAGUCAGUACCGCAAGCAGCGCGCCAAGCGGGAGUCGUUCCGCCUGACCGGCAUGAUGAUCCUCAUCUUCGUCGGCUUCCUGCUGGGGACCACGCCCUUCUUCGCCAUCAACACCAUCGACAACAAGCUGCGGUACCCGAUGCCGCACAUCUGGUCGCCCUUCCUGGCCUGGGUCAUGUACAGCCUCAACCCCCUCAUCUACACCAUCAUGGACGCCAACUUCCAGCGCGCCUACCACCGCCUCCUGCUCUGCUUGAUCUUCAAGCCCGACAACGUGGCCGAGACCAGUGUUGUAGACAGGCAAAGCACGUUACUAGCCGGGAAAAAUGAAAACGCCAAUCAGUAAACCUGCUAGAAGGGCAAUAGACCUACUAUAAGGGCAAUAGACCUACUAUAAGGGCAAUCAGUAGACCUACUAGAAGGGCAAUCAGUAAACCUGCAUAGACCUACCAAAAGGACAAUCCAUAGACCUACUAGAAGGGCAAUCAGUAGACCUACUAGAAGGGCAAUCAAUAGACCUGCUAGAAGGCCAAUCAGUAAACCUACUAGAAGGGCAAUCAAUAGACCUACUAGCAGGAUAUGGACAAUUAGUAGACCUACUAGAAGGGCUAUCAGUAGACCUGCUAGAAGGGCAAUCAGUAGACCUGCUAGAAGGCCAAUCAGUAGACCUGCUAGAAGGGCAAUCAGUAGACCUGCUAGAAGGGCAAUCAGUAAACCUACUAGAAGGACAAUCAAUAGACCUACUAGAAGGGCAAUCAGUAAACCUACUAGAAGGGCAAUCAAUAGACCUACUAGCAGGAUAUGGACAAUUAGUAGACCUACUAGAAGGGCAAUAGACCUACUAGAAGGGCUAUCAGUAGACCUGCUAGAAGGGCAAUCAGCAGACCUGCUAGAAGGGCAAUCAGUAGACCUGCUAGAAGGGCAAUCCAUAGACCUACUAGCAGGAUAUGGACAAUUAGUAGACCUACCAAAAGGACAAUCAACAUACCUACUAGAAGGGCAAUAAACCUACUAGAAGGAUAAUCAAUAGACCUACUAGAAGGAUAAUCAAUAGACCUACUACUACGAGCCGUUAAAAUCGCCCACCAUUAGGACGUGCCGCUAAAGGGAGAAAGGGCUCAAGUUGACGGCAUCAUUAGGAGGUGGGAACCUUCGCAUUUCGUUAGCCGCUACCAUUGAUGUGUAGUUUGUAGGGUAGACCAUCAUUUAACGCAGACAAAUGGACAAUGCUGGACAUUAGAAGACAAAUGGACAGACGGCUGACAUGAACAGACUAGGCUGAGUGCUGGACUACUGAAGUCAUCAAGUUUUGUGUUUAGUAAACAUUUGUAUCGGACACAGCGGGUUUGUGAUGUGUAGACAUUUAUCGUCAGUCAACUCAAUAUCUGCGCUUUUAGAUUUGGUUUUGAGCUGAUCAACUUCAUCUCUCGGUCGAUAUUAACCUUCAGUUAUUGUGCUACAUGAUUACUUGACGUAGUUCUCCAAAUAAACAAGUGAAACGAAAUUUGAAACUAGCGACACUGUGCUCUCCUCUUCCUAUGGGCGUUACGAUGUGCUUUAACUGUAGGGAACCUCACUGGUGUAGAGCGGCGCAUUACUUUUAUUUUAUAAACCAUUGGACUGGCAGGGUAUGAAUGACAGUUGGGGGCUAGACUGUGAUAUGAGCAUUUGAGGGGCAGACUGUGAUAUGAACAUUUGAGGGGCAGACUGUGAUAUAUCUAUAAAGUUGCUAAUCUAUUUGAUUGAUGGGGCGCAUUAGUCCAUACAUUGGGGAUCCUGAUUGAAAAUAUACGACGGUGUGUUGUACCGUUGAAGCUUUGUAUCUAUUAAGUUAAGUCAUAUUUGUAUUGUUGCAUCUUUUAGCCUUAAACCUGUGUUUCAAGAUUUGUACAUUUCUGUAUAUAAACAUCAUGAUGUGUAUAGCUAUGAUGUGUAUAGCUAUGAUGUUCUCGCUUUAUCAAUAAACUGAUACAAACAAUGA
Physella acuta is the source of this 3129-nucleotide messenger RNA. RefSeq names its product protein trapped in endoderm-1. Gene Ontology annotation, cellular component: membrane. Lineage: Eukaryota; Metazoa; Mollusca; Gastropoda; Physidae. Gene Ontology annotation, molecular function: G protein-coupled receptor activity. The record is from RefSeq and is a predicted model, not a curated record. Gene Ontology annotation, biological process: G protein-coupled receptor signaling pathway.